AACAGACAGGAAGUUUUUCUAGUUUUACCGCGAAACAGAUAUCUUGGUGGAGUUUGUCAGCGGCAGCCUCACGGGUCCACUUCAGAUCGGCUUUGUUUCUAAAGAACAAAAGCAACUUCGUAUCAUCUGUACUUUGUUUUAUUCUGUUUUAUUGAGCGUCUCGGUUCAGCAUGUCUGGUUUCGACGACCCCGGGGUUUAUUACAGCGACAGUCUGGGCGGCGGAGAGGGACACGGCCUGGAUGACGGGGCGCAGAAACGGACCCAGAUCAAGAAGCGGUUCCGCGAGUUCCUCCGGCAGUUCAGAGUCGGAACCGACCGCACCGGCUUCACCUUUAAAUACAGAGAUGAGCUGAAGAGGCACUACACCCUGGGGGAAUACUGGGUGGAGGUGGAGAUGGAGGACCUGGCCAGCUUCGACGAGGAUCUGUCGGACUGCCUUUACAAGCUGCCCACAGAGAACCUGCCUCUGCUGGAGGAAGCGGCCAAAGAGGUAGCUGACGAGGUGACCCGUCCCCGGCCUGUAGGGGAGGAGACGGUGCAGGACAUCCAGGUCAUGCUGAAGAGUGAUGCCCACUCUGCUUCCAUCCGCAGCCUCAAGUCUGAGCAGGUGUCUCGCCUGGUCAAGGUGCCUGGCAUCAUUAUCUCGGCCACGGCAGUGCGGGCAAAGGCCACCAAGGUGUGUCUGCAGUGUCGCGGCUGCCGCUCUGUCAUCAGUAACAUCCCUCUGCCUCCGGGCCUGCAGGGUUACGCUCUGCCACGCAAGUGCAACACUGAGAACGUUGGCAGGGUGAAGUGUCCCGUGGAUCCAUACUUCAUCAUCCCAGACCGAUGUGUUUGCGUGGACUUCCAGACCCUCCGCCUACAAGAGUCCCCCGACGCUGUGCCGCACGGAGAGAUGCCCCGUCACCUUCAGCUUUACUGUGAUAGGUACCUGUGUGACCGUGUGGUGCCGGGGAACAGAGUGACGAUCAUGGGUAUCUACUCCAUUAAGAAGUCAGCUGCUACUAAAACCAAGGGCAAAGACAAAUCGGCUGGUGUGGGCAUCCGAGCGUCUUACCUGCGAGUGGUUGGCAUCCAGGUCGACACUGAGGGACCAGGUCGUGGAGCUACCGGAUCAGUCUCUCCACAGGAAGAGGAGGAACUGAGGGCACUGGCUGCUUCCCCCAAUGUCUAUGCCUCUUUGGCACGCUCAGUGGCCCCCUCCAUCUACGGCAGUGAGGAUCUGAAGAAGGCCAUCACCUCUCUACUGUUUGGUGGUUCAAGAAAGAGACUUCCUGACGGUCUCACCCGCAGAGGGGACAUCAACCUGCUGAUGCUCGGAGACCCCGGUACAGCCAAGUCCCAGCUGCUCAAGUUUGUGGAGAGAUGCUCUCCUAUUGGGGUUUAUACCUCAGGUAAGGGCAGCAGUGCUGCUGGUCUGACCGCCUCUGUGUUGAGGGACCCCAACACUCGUGGCUUCAUCAUGGAGGGAGGAGCCAUGGUGCUGGCUGAUGGUGGAGUGGUUUGCAUUGAUGAGUUUGACAAGAUGAGAGAAGAUGACAGAGUGGCCAUUCAUGAAGCCAUGGAACAACAGACCAUCUCCAUAGCCAAGGCUGGCAUCACCACCACCCUGAACUCUCGCUGCUCAGUGCUGGCUGCAGCUAACUCUGUGUACGGCCGCUGGGAUGAUACAAAGGGGGAGGACAACAUCGACUUCAUGCCUACCAUCCUGUCCCGUUUCGAUAUGAUCUUUAUCAUCAAGGACCAGCAUGACCAACAGAGAGAUAUGACCCUGGCUCGUCACGUGAUGAAUGUUCAUCUGAGCGCACAGACGCAGACGGAGGGCGUGGAGGGAGAGAUUCCACUCUCCACCUAUAAGAAAUAUAUCGCCUAUGCCAGAGCUAAAUGUGGGCCUCGUCUCUCUGCUGCCGCGGCUGAGAAGCUGAAGAACAGAUAUGUGGUGAUGAGGAGCGGAGCGAGGGAGCAUGAAAGAGAAAGUGACAAGAGAGCCUCCAUUCCCAUCACUGUCAGGCAGCUGGAGGCUGUUGUGCGAAUCGCAGAGUCCCUGGCCAAGAUGAAGCUGCAGGCUGUGGCCGGAGAGGAAGAGGUGGACGAGGCCCUCAGGCUCUUCCAGGUUUCCACACUCGACGCUGCACUUUCUGGAAGCCUUUCAGGAGUGGAGGGCUUCACAACACAGGAGGACCAGGAGAUGAUCUCACGUAUUGAGAAACAGCUGAAGAGGCGCUUUGCUAUCGGCUCCCAGGUGUCCGAGCACAGCAUCAUCCAAGACUUCACCAAACAGAAAUACCCAGAGCACGCCAUCUACAAAGUCCUCCACCUGAUGAUGAGGAGGGGAGAGCUUCAGCACCGCAUGCAGAGGAAGGUGCUCUACAGAGUCAAGUAGAGCCAGCACUUCACGCUGACAGAUAUCCAUGUUGUUUAUGUAAAUAGUUUGGUCAAAUAUCGCUGCUUUCUGUGUUACUAUUAUUUACCAGGAGACAUCAACUGAUUGAGUCUGAUAUGGAUCCAACGCUGUCACUGUGUAUUUAGAUGAAAUUUAAUGUUAAACUGUUAAAUUUGGGUCAGUGGUUUAAAAAAAGAUGUUUAGAAUUCAUUGUGUUGACUGUAAAAUGGUAAUGACACUUUUGUACCAAAAUAAAUGGUGUCAUAGCGUCUGCAUAAUGUGUUUAAAAAAAAAAAAAAAAAGAAAAGAAAAGAAAUAAAAUACAAUAAUAAUGAAAUAAAG
Molecule: messenger RNA, 2726 nt
Organism: Myripristis murdjan (pinecone soldierfish)
Lineage: Eukaryota; Metazoa; Chordata; Actinopteri; Holocentriformes; Holocentridae
Gene: mcm5
Product: minichromosome maintenance complex component 5
Exons: 16
Coding region: 171-2384 (737 amino acids)
Biological process (GO): DNA replication initiation; DNA replication; double-strand break repair via break-induced replication
Cellular component (GO): nucleus; MCM complex
Molecular function (GO): DNA replication origin binding; 3'-5' DNA helicase activity; ATP binding
Source: RefSeq, a predicted model, not a curated record